AAAUAUGUUCACUUCAGUAAAUUUCUUGCAGAUGAGUUAGCAUCGAAUAACCUGAAGUAUGGGAAAUGUAACUGUUUGCCGUCCUGCGACAGUGUUCACUAUGAUGCUGAAAUUCUUAAAACAGAAUUUGAUUUACAAAAAUAUAAUAAUUCCAUUAAAAUGAUCGAUAACCGAACUUUAAAAGGUAAUCGCAGAUAUUCCCGUUUGGAAAUUUACUUCAAAGAGCCGCGUUUCGUGUCAAUGCGGCGUUCGGAGCUGUUCGGAUUGACGGACUUUCUGGCCAAUUGCGGAGGGCUUCUGGGCCUGUUCCUCGGGUUCUCCUUCCUCAGCCUUGUUGAGAUCUUCUACUUCUGUACUCUAAGAUUGUGGUGUACCCUGAAAAACGACAUGAAAAAUGAAAAGAAGAAGCUAAAGGAAAGUGUGUAUAAAAAAUAGAUUUUUCGAUAUAAAUCUUUCGAUACUCUUGUAUAAUUCAAUAUGUAAAAGAAACAACUAUGUAGUUUGAGUAAUUAUUUAAGAAUUAGUUUAAGUAUCACAUCCGAUUCACAGUGGCAUAAGCCCGGACCAACUUGCACAUAAAUUAAACGUAUUGUCUGUUUCUCUUGAAAAUGUUUUUAAUUGUAAAACAUAUUAGUACUUACAUCUGACACGUUUAGGUAUAAAUUUCGUUUUAUAAUUAUUAGUAUAGUUCAGUUGUAUGAAAUUGAAUUAUUGUGGUGAAUUUAUCAUUAUAUCUUUAAUACAUUAAUAAAAUAACGUUGUUAAUUUUUUUUACGGAAACAUAAGCCGACACAAAAACUUGUACACUUCUUUAACCUCACCUUCAUGAUGUCAAAUACAUACAUUUUCAAAGGGUUUAUUGACUAAUCAAACAAAAUUCUACUUAGUACAUAUUAAGCUAAACAUACUAUUAAAUAUCAAAAUAAAGUUCCAAUAUUGCCUAAAUGAAAGUAGUUACGACAUGUAAACAUUACCCUCCGUCCAAGAUCUGUCAGAAAAAGAUAGGUUAAUAUCCUCUUUCUACACGUCCAUUUCAGUAUGGAUUGCGUGGCGUGGCUGUCAAUAUCUCCACUGGUAUAUCUUUAAGCUGUCAAAAGUGUAUCAUUUGAGUGCAACCGGUUACGCUCGGCCGCCGAUCAUCUGAUACCUGGGUACCGACAGCAAAACGUAACUUAAAAUAGUUACCUAUAUUUUAUAUUCUGUUUGAUUUGCGAGUUUAUUUUUGAUAUAUUUAUUACUCUUGGCAAUUCUUACACAUAUAUUUACUACUAUUUACUACUAAUAAUAUUAGUCUAAGUCCGUUCGAGAAAUGGGCCCCAGCGGGCUAAGCACGAUCGCAUUUUUGU
Cydia pomonella (codling moth) is the source of this 1346-nucleotide messenger RNA. Its product is annotated as pickpocket protein 28-like. Bases 160 to 435 code for a protein of 91 amino acids. Gene Ontology annotation, cellular component: membrane. The transcript has 3 exons. NCBI's taxonomy places the organism in Eukaryota, Metazoa, Arthropoda, Insecta, Lepidoptera, Tortricidae. Gene Ontology annotation, biological process: sodium ion transmembrane transport. The record is from RefSeq and is a predicted model, not a curated record. Gene Ontology annotation, molecular function: ligand-gated sodium channel activity.